CUUGCGACAGUCAGGUGGGGUCGAAGGGAGAUAAAUCGGGAGGCUGCUCACGCUACCAGGGGACGCGCUAAGAUACACAGUCGUACACGAACGAUCAUCCACUGCGCACGUUUCUACAACCCCAGUUAGACUACCCUUUUACGAGAUGUGGGAUGACGUAGAGGACGAAACUCCAGAGCAGCCCGAACCGGUGCCCGAGGAGGCCCCGGCUGCUUCUGAAGCCGAACCCGGUAAGGAGGGCGCCCAGCAAGCCAAGCCUGAGGAAGCCGAACCUCCACCACCAGAGAACCCCAACGACUCAUCAGAGCCCAGGCGGCUCGUAUUCAAGCACUGGUGCAGGCCGAAGUUCCUCCAGUACAACUACAUUUACGACUACCAAAAGAACUACUACGAUGACCUGAUCACGUACUUGGACCGAAGGAACAAGGGACAACGUGUCGAGCCGCCGCGGGCGCAGACCUGGGGCGAGCGCGCCCUCCGGACCUACUUGGCCAACAGACCGAUUACCUACACCCAAAAAUCCAAAAACCAAGAUCAAUCGUUACUCCAUCACAUUUCCGUAGGCGCCAAGUUCCAGCGUUACCACACGAAGUCUCUUAUCUCGAGGAAGUAUUCUAAUCUCGGAUUCACCAGCGUCUCCAUCUAGCUUCGCUUUGAAACCCUCGCUAAAGAUUGCUUCGCGGAAUCGGUUCCGGUCCACAAGCUUGACCUUGUUCUCAAUGUUACAGGAUCUCGCUGUCAUGAUGCAGACCCAGCUUCCCAUGGACCGUUAACUGUGUAUGAUCGGAUGCCGUCCGCAUUCCUAAAAUAUAAUUUAAAUUUGUCUUAUUAUGGGUAAGACAAUAAAUACUUUUAAGUUUA
Bombyx mandarina (wild silkworm) is the source of this 861-nucleotide messenger RNA. RefSeq names its product flightin (gene Fln). Lineage: Eukaryota; Metazoa; Arthropoda; Insecta; Lepidoptera; Bombycidae. The record is from RefSeq and is a predicted model, not a curated record.